Staurois parvus is the source of this 512-nucleotide messenger RNA. NCBI's taxonomy places the organism in Eukaryota, Metazoa, Chordata, Amphibia, Anura, Ranidae. The record is from the annotation of a GenBank genome assembly.
GCGGGCACCGCGUCAUCUGGCAAGGCAGUGGGCACCGAGUCACCAGGCACAACAGUGGGCUCCGAGUCAACUGGCAUGACCGCGGGCACUGGGUCAGACAUUGGAUCGUCUGACCCGACAGCGGGCAUCGGGUCACCAGGCAUCAGGUCAUUUGGCUCGACAGCGGGCACCGCGUCAUCUGGCAAGGCAGUAGGCACCGAGUCACCAGGCACAACAGUGGGCUCUGAGUCAAUUGGCACGACAGCGGGCACCGGGUCAUCUGGCGCUGGAUCGUCUGGCUCGACAGCGAGCAUCGGGUCACCAGGCAUGACAGCGGGCACUGGUUCAUCAGGCAUUGGAUCGUCUGGCUCGACAGCAGGCAUCGGGUCACCAGGCAUGACAGUGGGCACUGGGUCAUCAGGUAACGGAUCGUCUGGCUCAACAGCGGGCACUGGGUCAUCAGGCGUGAUAGGAUCAUCAGGCUGGAUCAGCUGGGUACAGGCAUCAGGCUGAAGUGCGGGUGCCGAGGCACC